GAGGUUACUGAAAAAGGUGGAUCCAGAUAACGCUCUGCCACAAACCUACGAGGUACAAAUGUUCAUAGGAGGGUUGCAAGGUAAGAUAGCAUUCAUGUUAUCCAUAAUUGAUUCAGAAACUUUAGAAGAUGCAAUGGCAAAAGCAAAAAAGAUAGAAGCCAGAGACUAUUAUGGAGGGUUAUCAGUCGAAGAAGUCAGACAUACCCCUUUGGAAGACAUACAAGAGUUGGCCACCAAUUAUGCCAAGCUCGCCAUGACAGUUUCGACUCAAUCUGGAUCCAGGACGAGGAGUAAAAUAGACAUACAGGAUGUAACUUGUUUCAAGUGUAGAAAAAAGGGACACUAUGCAAGAAGCUGCAUAACAGAAGGAACAAAACCGCAGAGUGCCACACCAGUAACACCAGUAGAACAUGAAGCCGAGGUCUGCUAUGUGGAAUUAGAAGAGUGA
Acaulospora morrowiae is the source of this 448-nucleotide messenger RNA. The record is from the annotation of a GenBank genome assembly. NCBI's taxonomy places the organism in Eukaryota, Fungi, Glomeromycota, Glomeromycetes, Diversisporales, Acaulosporaceae.